This is a messenger RNA of Helianthus annuus (common sunflower), 702 nucleotides long. RefSeq lists its product as uncharacterized. The coding region runs from base 1 to 702 and encodes 233 amino acids. Lineage: Eukaryota; Viridiplantae; Streptophyta; Magnoliopsida; Asterales; Asteraceae. The transcript has 5 exons. The record is from RefSeq and is a predicted model, not a curated record.
AUGUUCAGCAAUAAGCAGAUCUUUGUGACGCUUUGGGACGGUUAUGCGGAUCAAAUAAUGGAGUAUGAGAGCAGCAAUCGAGGUGAAAAAAAUGUCGUCGUAAUCAUUCAGUUUGGGAAGUACAGAUUCUGGGGAGGGCAUUUGUCUGUUUCAAAUUUGUAUACUGUCACCCGAGUCUUAAUUAACAGUGAUAUUGAUGAGGUUGCUGAGUUUAAACAAAGAUUUAUCGAGAAACUUUCUCCCGAAAUGUCUUCCAGUUAUUCUGGCCUAAGUUCUUCGGUUGCGAAGUCUGCCACUGAAGAAUUUCUUUCUGACCUCACCUUUUUUCCCAUCGGGUCGUUAACCUCAAUAGAUACGACGAGGUUUGUUGUCAUUGUUGGCACUAUCAAGAGUUUUGCAUCGAACAAUGAGUGGUUUUACAACGCGUGCACAAACUGCAACAAAAAGGUUUCAACCGUUACUGUUGUUAAAGAAAAGCAGGAUGGUACUGAUGGUUCUGAAGAGGUUACUGUCUUAGAAUGCAAGACUGAUAUUUGUAAUACAAGGACCGUUACAUCAAUUCCACGAAUUAGGCUUUAUAUACGUGUCCAAGAUUGCACUGGUAUUGUGAGUCUAACAUUGUUUGAGCGUGAGGUGACAAAGCUUUUGAAGGUUAAUGCUAAUCAGCUUUUAGACAACAACAUUGAAGUAUGUAGUAAAUAA